Molecule: messenger RNA, 2822 nt
Organism: Osmia lignaria (orchard mason bee)
Lineage: Eukaryota; Metazoa; Arthropoda; Insecta; Hymenoptera; Megachilidae
Gene: mal
Product: molybdenum cofactor sulfurase
Biological process (GO): Mo-molybdopterin cofactor biosynthetic process
Molecular function (GO): molybdenum cofactor sulfurtransferase activity; pyridoxal phosphate binding; molybdenum ion binding
Source: RefSeq, a predicted model, not a curated record
CAUCGCAACUAUCUUCGUUAGUUGUUCCAUAUGUCGUAGACUAAACGUCAUGGAAGGUAUGACAACAGCACCAUAUGCACCGGUAUAUGAUGAACAGAUUGUAAAACGUUUUGAAAAUGAAUUUUCAAGAAUUAAAGGAGAAUGUUACCUGGACCAUGCAGGAGCAACUUUGUAUUCUGACACUCAAAUAAAAAAUGUUGCUGCCGAUCUUCAUCAUUCACUUUAUGCUAAUCCACAUUCUAUUGGAAGUGCUAGCAAUGUGACACAAGAUAUCAUAGAACGUAUGAGAUAUUUGAUAUUGGAUCAUUUUCACACAUCUUCUGAAGAAUACAGUGUUAUUUUUACAUCAGGUGCAACUGAAUCCUUAAAGAUAAUAGCUGAUACAUUCUUGUUUCAUAAGGAUCAGACAACUAAUGUAUUGUCCUCUCCAGGACACUUUGUAUAUACACAAGAUAAUCACACUUCAGUUCUUGGUAUGAGAGAAGUUGUUGUUAAAAAAGGAGUUAAAAUAACUUGUUUAAGUCAUGAUAAUGCUUUUGAAAUUCUUAAUUACCCUUUGAAAUCUUUGAGUUCUUGUUCACAACAGGACAGCAAUUCACUCUUUGUGUAUCCUGCACAGUGUAAUUUUUCUGGAUUAAAAUAUCCUCUAAGAUGGAUCAAAGAUGUACAUAGAGGAGUUCUCUCUAACAUAGUUGAUGAUAUAUCUACCAAGUGGUAUGUUUUACUUGAUGCUGCUAGUUUUGUAUCAACAAAUGACUUGGAUCUGUCUACUUUCAAACCAGACUUUGUGUCUCUGUCCUUUUAUAAAAUGUUUGGAUAUCCUACUGGAAUUGGGGCUCUAUUAAUAAAGAAUUCUAGUACUGAUGUACUGCAAAAAGUUUAUUAUGGUGGUGGUACUGUAGAAAUUUCUUUGAGCUCUGAAAUGUUCCAUGUAAAACGUCAAAAUUUGCAUCAAAGAUUUGAAGAUGGCACUGUAUCAUUUCUGUCUAUAAUAUCCUUAAGACAUGGUUUUGAGAUAUUAUCAUCUAUUUCAAUGGAAAAAAUUUCAAAGCAUGUUUUUAUCCUUGCAAAAUUUUUAUACAAAUCUUUGUUGAUGCUUCAUCAUAGAAAUGGACAACCAGUUGUAAAAUUGUAUUCUGAUACUGUUUAUGAGGAUUAUAAUUUGCAAGGGGGUAUUAUUGCAUUUAAUCUUAGGCGCUCUAGUGGUGAAUAUGUAGGAUACAUGGAAGUUUUAAACAUGGCAGCUUUAUUUAAAAUACAUCUUAGGACUGGUUGUUUCUGUAAUCCUGGUGCAUGUCAAAGGCAUUUAGGAUUAUCAAACGAAGAAGUACUGCAGAAUUAUGAUUCUGGAUAUAUUUGUGGAGGUGGUACAGACUUAAUAAAUGGGAGACCAACCGGAGCUGUGAGAAUUUCAUUUGGAUAUAUGUCCACAAUUAAAGAUGCUCAAACUUUAUUACGUAUGAUUGAAGAAUGUUUUGUAGAUAAACCACGACUGAACAAAAUGCCAGUUUGGUGGACAGAUUAUAAAAAAACCUUAGAUAAAAAAUAUUACCACCAUAACGCAAACAUGGACGAUAUAAGCGAUAACAUAAAAAGUAGUACAAAUGGAAUUAUUGAUAAAUUACAAAAUAUAAAAGAAUCAGUCAGUCAUUUUAUUAAUGAUAAUCAGUUUUUAAAAUUAAUGACACCUACUAAUGCAACCAAAAAAGAAUGCAUUUUGGAGCAAUUAUACAUAUAUCCAAUAAAAUCAUGUGCAGCUUAUAAGAUAACAGGUUCUUGGAAUUUGAAUUCCAAAGGUUUACAAUAUGAUAGAAAAUGGAUGAUUGUUUCAUCUUCUGGCACUUGUUUGACACAAAAACAACAUAUCAACCUGUGCUUAUUGAAACCAAUUAUACUUCAAGAAAAAGGAAUUAUGCAGUUGAAUUAUCCAGGAAUUCCUGCAAUUGAUGUUCCUUUACAUAAUGACUCAAUACAAACUGUAGAAGAAACAAUGUGCCAAAGUCGAGUUUGUGGGCACAAAGUAGAAGGUCUUGACUGUGGUUCAGAUGUUUCUGAAUGGUUAAGUUUAGCAUUAGGUUUACCGAAUUUGAAACUUAUAAGACAAAGUGAUUGUGAUAGCAACAAAAAAGGAAACAAUAAACCAGAGUUAUCAUUUUCUAGUCAAGCUCAGUAUUUAUUAAUAAACAAAGCAAGUGUAUUAUGGCUUAGUGAUAAAGUAUCUGGUAAAGAAGUUCAGAAAGAUACAAUCAUACACAGAUUCAGAGGAAAUAUAAUAUUAAGUGAUUGUGAACCUUUUGAGGAAACACAUUGGAAGCAUAUGUAUAUUGGAAAAAAUAGUUUUGCAGUAACUGGUCCAUGUACCAGAUGUCAAAUGAUAUGUAUUGAUCAAACCACUGGUGUAAAAACUAUUGAACCAUUGCGUACACUUGCAGAACAAUUUCAUGGAAAAUUAAGUUUUGGUAUUUAUUUAAUCAAACAAACUAAAGAAGAUGGGAUCAUCUCUGUUGGAGACAUUGUUCAUAUUUCAUAAGUGGGAAGUUGUGUCAUUGGAUACAAAGUGCAAUAUCCUGAACGUCAUAGGAUAUAACUUCUUAAGACUACAUAGAUUUUUACAUUAUGAAUGUACAUAAUAGAAUUAGUAUAUUAUUUUGCAAAUUAUAGUUUAGAUUUAAGAAUUGUUUAUACUAAGUAUUAUACGCCAGUGUCGGUUUUAGUCACUCUGACACUCCUCCGCCGUCCUCUCCCAGGGGACGAUGGGGGGUCAAUGUUAAAUAAUAAUUGUUAUUACUAAUUAAAAAAUAAAGUGUGCUCUACUACUAUAA